This is a messenger RNA of Vicugna pacos (alpaca), 12049 nucleotides long. Lineage: Eukaryota; Metazoa; Chordata; Mammalia; Artiodactyla; Camelidae. The record is from RefSeq and is a predicted model, not a curated record.
GGAAUGGACAAUCAGACUGUCCUGGCUGUCCAGUCAUUGUUGGAUGGCCAAGGAGCAGUCCCUGAUCCAACAGGCCAGAGUGUCAAUGCACCACCUGCCAUCCAGCCACUGGAUGACGAGGAUGUCUUUCUCUGCGGGAAGUGUAAGAAGCAGUUCAACUCGCUGCCGGCGUUUAUGACCCACAAGCGGGAGCAGUGCCAGGGGAGUGCCCUGCCCCUGGCCACAGUCUCACUGGCCACCAACAGCAUCUACACGCCAUCAGCAGCACCCACAGCGGUCCAGCAGGCCCCACCUCCUGCCAAUCGCCAGAUCUCCACGUACAUUACAGUGCCCCCAUCCCCGCUGAUCCAGACCCUGGUGCAGGGGAACAUCUUGGUAAGCGAUGAUGUGCUCAUGUCCGCCAUGUCAGCCUUCACGUCCCUGGACCAGCCCAUGCCCCAGGGCCCCCCUCCUGUGCAGAGCAGCCUGAACAUGCAUUCUGUGCCAAGCUACCUCACCCAGCCCCCGCCUCCUCCCCCACCCCCUCCCCCACUGCCCCCACCCCCACCUCCUCAGCCCCCACCACCCCCACCCCAGAGCCUGGGCCCCCCGGGGCGUCCCAACCCUGGUGGGAAUGGCGUGGUGGAGGUAUACAGCGCCACAGCACCCCUGGCUGGGAGUGGAACGGUGGAGAUCCAGGCACUGGGAAUGCAGCCCUACCCACCCCUGGAGGUGCCAAAUCAGUGUGUGGAGGCUCCAGUAUACCCCACUCCCCAGGUGUACAGCCCUGGCAAACAAGGAUUCAAACCGAAAGGACCAAACCCUGCUGCCCCCAUGACCAGCGCCACUGGGGGCACAGUGGCCACCUUUGACUCCCCACCAUCACUGAAGACCCGACGGACCAAAAGUUCCAGUGGACUUCCAGAAGCUGCAGGGAAGCCAAAGGCUCAGAAACUUAAGUGUUCAUAUUGUGACAAGUCAUUCACCAAAAAUUUCGACCUGCAGCAGCAUAUCAGAAGCCACACUGGUGAGAAGCCCUUCCAGUGCAUUGCAUGUGGCCGUGCCUUUGCCCAGAAGUCUAAUGUCAAGAAACACAUGCAGACCCAUAAGGUGUGGCCUCCAGGACGCAGCGGUGGCACCGUCUCUCGCAACUCUGUGACUGUACAGGUCAUGGCCCUGAACCCCAGCAGGCAGGAGGAUGAAGAUAGCACAGGGUUGGACCAGACCCUGUCAAGCACCCCACAGCCCCAAGCCUUGCCCUCAGCAGGCGAGGAUGAGGGUGACAAGCUGGAGGCCAAGCAGGUGGUCCUCAUUGAUAGCUCCUACCUGUGCCAGUUCUGCCCCAGCAAGUUCAGUACCUACUUCCAGCUCAAGUCCCACAUGACCCAGCAUAAGAAUGAGCAGGUGUACAAGUGUGUGGUCAAAAGCUGCGCACAGACAUUCCCGAAGCUCGACACGUUUCUGGAGCACAUCAAGAGCCACCAGGAGGAGCUGAGCUACCGCUGCCACCUCUGUGGCAAGGACUUCCCCUCCCUGUACGACCUAGGCGUGCAUCAAUACUCACAUAGCCUCCUGCCGCAGCACAGCCCCAAGAAGGACAGCGCUGUCUACAAGUGUGUCAAAUGCGUCAAUAAGUACUCCACCCCGGAGGCACUGGAGCACCACCUGCAGACUGCCACUCACAACUUCCCCUGUCCGCACUGCCAAAAGGUGUUUCCUUGUGAGCGCUACCUGCGGCGUCACCUCCCCACCCAUGGCAGUGGGGGCAGGUUCAAGUGCCAGGUGUGCAAGAAGUUCUUCCGGCGGGAGCACUACCUCAAACUGCAUGCUCACAUCCACUCAGGUGAGAAGCCCUACGAAUGCUCAGUGUGUGAGUCUGCAUUCAACCGCAAGGACAAACUGAAGAGACACAUGUUGAUCCAUGAGCCAUUCAAGAAAUACAAAUGCCCCUUCUCGACACACACGGGCUGCAGUAAGGAGUUCAACCGGCCAGACAAGCUGAAGGCUCAUAUCCUCUCCCACUCCGGCAUGAAGCUCCACAAGUGCGCCCUGUGCAGCAAGUCCUUCAGCCGCCGCGCCCACCUCGCCGAGCACCAGCGCGCCCACACUGGCAACUACAAGUUCCGCUGCGCUGGCUGCGCCAAGGGCUUUUCCCGCCACAAGUACCUCAAGGACCACCGCUGCCGCCUCGGCCCCCAAAAGGACAAGGACCUGCAAGCCCGGCGGCCCCCCCGGAGGAGGGCAGCCCCCCGCGGGGGCAGCAGUGGAGGGCACAAGGUGGUAACCCCCCUGCCCGACCCACUGGGGCUGGAGGAGCUUAAGGACACAGAGGCUGGGCCAGUGCCUGAGGCUACCCCAGGCAAGCCCCCCUUCUCGGAGCCAGAUGCUGUGCUGUCCAUCGUAGUAGGGGGUACAGUAGGGGGCGAACCUGAGCUGGUAGUGCCUGGGCACGCCGAAGGCCUGGGCUCCAACCUGGCACUGGCAGAGCUGCAGGCAGGGGCUGAGGGCCCAUGUACCAUGCUUGCUGUGCCCGUCUACAUCCAGGCCUCAGAGUGACGAACCCCUGGUGUUUGUUCCCAGGGUCUUGCCUGAUUCUCACCUUUGGGUCCAGGGCCUCUGGGAGCAGACUAGAGAUCCUUCCCAAUGGAAGUGAGCCAUUGGUCAAAAUCCUUUCGGAAUGUCAUCUGUAAACCCUAGCCCAUGGCCGCCCCGCUGUGUCCCCUAUCCUGCUGGAAAGCCCUGCAGCAUCCUGGAAUCUGAGGCAGGGAUGAUGGCAAGAGAGACGGUGAAGCCUGAGUGGCCCAGGGUCUGGCUGGUCCAGGCUGGUGGUCAAGCUGCCUGAGGCAGAAGACAGGGCAGCCUGCCCAUCCCUCCUCCAGGGUAGCCUCUUGUCAAGCUGCUCUUCAGGAGUCCUGAUGUGAUUGGAGCCCUGAUCUGCUGGACCUUUUCAUAUGAGGCUCCUCACAGCAUCCCCUGGCCACUCUGUGAUGUAGGCAUAUAGGAGGCUCUUGGGUAUCUACCAUUGUUAGAGUGCAGCUAUCAGCCAGAUCUGGCUUCAGAUCCAAGCACUGACACUCACUUGCUGUGUGACCUUGGGUAAGUCACUUCACCUUUCUGAGCCCUGUGUUCCUCAUUUGUACAGUGGGGCUUAGGACAGUACUACCUCAUAGGACUGUCAUGGGGAUCCAGUAUGAUGAAAUGUGAAAAGGGUUGGGUAUUGUGCCCGGCACGCAGGAAGUGCUCAGUGCUCAGAAAGUGCUCGAUAAAUGUUUAUAUCAAAAUGUGUGUCCAGAUGGCUCAGGCCCUAGCUCUGGCAGUUUCGUUCUUAGCCCCUAGGUGGCAACAUUCUCUUCUCCAAAGCGUGUGCAGGCUGAGGGGUCCCAUGGCUCCUUACACACAACUGCACUGCCCCAGUAGCCUUAAAAAGGUUUAGUGCAUCCUGACAAUUAUUUCAGAAUGUGCCCCUGGAAACACACAGAGGAAGGGGUUUGUGCUCACUUGACAAUGUAGCAUGUUGGGCCUCGCCCCAAACCCUUUGGAAUCAGAAACUGGCCAGAGCCAGAGGGGUCUCUGGAUGGCCAUACAUGCCCCCACAUCCAGCAUUCCCUUCCCCGCCUCCAGCUCAUCCAGUGGGGAGCAAACCAGGCUCACUAGGAGACAGAAAGGGAGAAAAGGGACUUUGAGCAAUGCUUUCUCCUUUAUCUUCACCCCCGCCUUGCUGGGCCACACUGCCUUAGUUACAGGAGAGGACACUGAGGCUGGAGAGCGGACCAGGCAGGUUGUGGGAGGACUGUCAGACUCAGUUUUAUCACUGGGUUUCCUUGAAGGCUGGCACAUCCCUCAGACAUCUGUGUGUGGGUCUGAGGCUGGAGCUCAGAGCAAGUCAAACUUCCUCAUAUCCUCAGGAAGGAUAAGAUGCAGGAGGAGGGAUGAGUAAGGCAGCUGUGCACAGCUGAGGGGUGAGUGUGGUAAGCGUACCAAGCCCGCAGAAAGGCCGGAGGAGGGACUAGUGGGGACAGGAAGUCUCAAAGGAGGUUAACACUUGAUCUAGGCCUUGACAGAGUAUGCUGGGUGGACAGACGGACAAAGGCAUGCCAGGUAGAGCCGGCAUGAGCAAAGACCUCAAGGUAUGACAAUGCAAGGCCUGUUAUGUUCUGCGCCUGGUGAAUAGUCUAGGAUGACAAAGACUUGGGGAAGUGGGUGGAUCAUGAUAAUUACUAAUACGCUUCAAGCCUCCACAGGAUGGAUGCUGUGCUAAGACUUUUAUAUCAUAUCAUGUCAGCCCCAUUGGGUGAGAAUUGUCACUUUCCUUAUUUUGUCGAUGAGGAAACAGAGGCACAGAGAGGCAGUUUCUUGCCCAAACACACAGCUAGUAAGUCACAGACCUGGGAUUCAGGCUGGGGUGGCCUGCCUUCAGGUGCCCUUAGCCACUCUGCUCUACUGAAGUAUGGGUUGAUGUCAAAUCAGAGAGAGCCUUGGAUGUUGGGUUAAGGAAUUUUCUUCUCUACAAUGAAUAUACUCUCUUUUCUCUGUAAUGGAAGAGUCAUGGGUGCAUUAAACAUUUUUUUAAACUGUAACAAUGAUAGUGAAAGAAAUGUUAGAGACCACAUCUACAUCGUAAUACAACUACCUAAGUUAUAUUUCUGUCUCUACUUCCUGUCAAUGUACACACGCCUGUACUUAACAAUACUCAUGAGGGUUAACAUUUAGUAGGCACUUAUCAUGUGCCUGGCGUGUCUUAAGCACUUUAAGGUAGGUCCUACUUUUAAUCCCAUUUUACAGCUGAGAUGAGGCAAGGUUUAGUAGCCUCAAGUCACAAAGCAGUAAGUGGCCAAGCCAGGCCCUAAAACAAGGGCCAUAUCAAGAUCAGGUCUAGUAUUUAACAGAGGUGUGAAGUUGGACUGUGGGAGAGGAGGCUGGGGCAAUGUUGGGGUUCUCAUAGCUGAAGCUGUCCUAAGUUGGCAGAUGGGGAGACUGAGGCCCAGAGAGGGAAAGGCCUGUGGUCAAGGGUCACUCAAAGUUGAUGACAGAGCUUCUCCUGGGCCCCAGGACCCCUCACAGAGCCCCAAGAUGCUUGACAGAGUAUACUAUAAAGAGGAACAGACUUGGGAAUCCAGGGUCCCACAGAUUUUGGCAUCAGGCAGAGCUGAGUUUGAAUCUUGGCUCUGCCUCUUCCCAGCUGUGUGACUGUGGCAAGUCACUUAACCUCUCUGAACCUUGGAAUCCUCAUACAUCAAAUGGGGAGUAUAGUACUCACCCAAUGAGGUUGUUGUCACAACUCAGAGAGAGAAUUCAGAUAAAGCAGAGAUCACAAACUGGCAGCCCAUGGGUUGAAUUCUGCUUACAGAUAGACUUUGGCAUUCACAGUGUUUGAAAAAAAUGAGCCAACGUUGAAAAAUAAUGAAAUUAAAAGACUGCAGUCAUGAAAGGUGAGAUGUAUUCUGUCUGUGUCAGGAAUAAGACAAAGAUGUCUGCUAUUGUGACUGACAUUAUAUUGGAGACCUAGUCAAAGCAAGAAAAGAAAGAAAUUGUGCAAGGAUCAGAAAGGGGGAGAUAAUAGCAAGGAUGCUGAAAUAAUAGCAAGAUCAACAUGUAAAGAUUUACUGUGUUCCUGUACUCCAGAAGCAAUUAGAAAAUGUAAUUAAAAAUUUGGGAGAUUUCACAUAAAAAUCUGGAUUUCUAACUUCCAUUGAAAAAUGGGGUGUCUGGCACAGUUGGGCAGCAGGCAGAUGGAGCUGGGCCACCAGCCCCUUUAGGUGGGUACAUGUGUUACAUUUGUUUCAAAAGUGGGAAAGCAAGAUGGCCAGACGUGGCCACAUGAUUUUUCACGUUCCUGGCCCACUUUACUCAUUCAUCUUAUUUCUAGUCUCUAUAGGUAUAUGACUUACUCUGUAAAUUCUGCUUCCUUUUCUUCCGGUCCUCUGUCUACCUCUCAGCUAGAGCUGGCCUCAGUUUCUCUAUCAAUAAAUGUGGGUAGUUGAGUUGUGACUUUACUGACUAUAUACUAAACACCAAGCCCUGUGCUCUAUGCUUUAUUUACAUGUUACUAAGUCCUCAAGACACCCCUUGGAAGCAGGCUAUCUCAUUACACCCAUUUUACAGGUGGGAAAACCAAGGCUCAAGAGAGGCAUCACAACUUGCCCAAGGACUCACAGCCAGAAUGUGUGGAGCAGAGCCUCCAGUCCAGGACUGACAGACUCCAAAGCUCUUGUCUUCUUUUAGGAUCUCUAAAGCCCUCAGCUCUAAUGGGCUAUGGGGUUUUUUUGGAACCACUUCUCUGAGGCUCCAACCACUGCUCGUCUCCUUGGCCACACUGCUCUGUCCAGGAUGCCAGCCUCUCCUACAAGGAUGACUGUAUCAUCAGCCUUCCCUUUGGUCUCCCUGCUUUCUCUCUUCCCCUACUAUGAUUCAUUCUCUUGACAGCAGCCCAGGGAAUCUUUCUAGACCCUCAAUCAGGUUAUGCCACUUUCCUGUUUAAAGCCCUUCAGUGGCUUCCAGUCUCUCCAGAAUGAAAUCUGAAGUUUUCCCUGUAGAUUUCAAGGUUCUACCUGAUGCAGCCCUCACCUCUUACCCUUCUUUUCUUUUCUUUUUUAUUUAAAUUUUUUGUUUUGCAGUGGGGAGGUAAUUAGGUUUAUUUAUUUUUUUACUUUUUCAGUGGAGGUACUGGGGAUUGAACCUAGGACCUAGUGCAUGCUAAGCAGGCACUCUACCAUUUGAGCUAUACUCUCCCCCCUACCCCCUCUUUUCAUAUUCCCACUCCAGCUACACCUGCCCUCUAGCUAUUGCUCCAUCAUAUAGAUUAGUUCCUGCCUCAGGGUCUUUGCACUUGCUCUUCCCUCUGUCUAGAAUGCUCUUCCCCUAGAUUUUCAUAUGGCUGGCUGCUUCCCUCUAUUCACCUUUGUCCAAAAGUCAUUUCCUUAGAGAGGUCUUCUCUGGCUAAUCUGUUUAAAAUAACCCUCACUUACUUCCAUCAUUCUUUAGUCCCUUACCCUGCUUCAUUUUUAUUCAUCAUCCUUGACAUUGUAUUAGACAUUUCUUUCUUUGUUCUCCUCACUAGAAACAAAAGAUCCAUAAGGACAAGGAUUUUUGUCUGUUUAUUCACUGAUAAAUCUCCAGUGGUUAGACCUACCCAGGAAUUGCUGGACAACACUUAUUGACAUACUUUGUGAGAACAAGGCCCCCUCUACUCACCCCUCCUCCCACAGAGGCCAAGGGUAAGUUUUCCCCAGUAAGAAUCCGCCAUGCAGGCUGAGAGAGAGCUAGGAGUUAACAUCUGAUAUAAAGGACUCUUUUCUUUGUCAUAAGAAGGAGCUGAGAAUAUCUGGGACAAAUGACAAAGGCUGUGGCUUGAAAGUCCCAGUUCCAGAGCAGGUAUCCUGCCUCGCCCAAGAGAACCGGUUGGACCAAUUUUAUCACCGUGGGGAGAAAGGAGUGGAGGUGGCCGCUGCAGACGCUGCCAACCCCCAAGGCUGCCAGCAAGUGUGUCAUGGGUUCUCAGGGUCUGAAGGGUGGUGGUGGUCAGGGAGGUUAGCAGAUUCUACGUCAGGGUUGGGGUGACUCACUACUGGCCAAGGGUGGCUGGUGUAUGAUCAGGCACAGAACCUGAGGCAAGAGGCCAAGGCCCAACUUCAGGGCCUUGGGCUUUUUGUAGAAUCACAGAGACUAAGCUGAAGCCCAGAAAGGGAAGGGUCUUUUCCAAAGCCUCAUCUUGGCAAACUGAGUUCAGAUCCAGCUCUCCUGACCCCCAGUCAUUGCUACCUCAGUUCAUUCAUUUAUUCAUUCAACAAAUAUUUGAUGAGCAUCUACUAUAUGCAGACAUAGUUCUAGGCAUUGGUGGUACAUGGUGAACCAAACAGAUAAUGAAAGAUCUAUGGAGCUUUCCACUUCCGCCUCUCAGGUUCUACUGGGCCUGUCCUACCCCUAUUGCUAACUUUGCCCUAUUCCCCAGGGAGGUCAUACCUGCUCCCAGGCCCAUCACACUUCAUUUAUUUGUGUGUGAGGCUGAGUCUCCCUAAAACCAAGUUCCUUUAUGGAGUUUAUGACAAAUUUCUCUGUCUAAAAGUUUAUUCUUGUACUUGUCCUCUUUGACCUCAAUCCCCUUCUUGUCCACUCUGACCUCAAUCCUGUGCUAACUGAACACUAACUGACCAGUUAGAUGACCAAGAUUGCUGUUAUUGAUAACAUAAUUCAUGUACUAAAAUUGCUAUCAUAGACAUCAUCAUUAAUGUAAAAACUGAGACUUUCUACAGGGCAAGAUGAGCUCCCAGACCCCCAAGCCAUGGACUACUUGGCCAGAGAAUCAUAAAAUAGAGACAUGCUGACUCCCUACACCACCAUUAAGACACAAAUGUCACAAGACAAUGAUUAAUCCCAGUUCCUUUUUUCUUCCCCUUUAAAACUUCCCUGACUCAGAGACCAAGGUGGAGCGGAUUUGAGACUUGUCUCCCACUCCCUUGCUUGGCAUCCUGCAAAUAAACCCUUAUUUUGCCACGACCAUCAGCUGUCAGAGUUUGGCUUUCUGUGCUGUGGACACAGGAGCCCUUGCUCGGUUACAUUCGUAUCUCUGUCCAUUCAUUCGUUCAGAUGUAGGCAGUAUAAGUAUGGUGGCUAAGUAAGUUGUCUCUGCCCCUGCAAGCUGAGUGACCUUGAGCAAGCUAUUCAACUUCUCUGUUUCUCCAGCAUCGAAUGUACAAAAUGGGGACAAUAAUAAUGCUCACUUCAUGCAGUUGUGUGGGCUAAAUGAGGUAAUGCAUGUAAACUGCUCAGUUUGGUGUCUUGCUUAGCACAGAGUGCUCCCUAAAGAUUUUCUAUUCCUUUCUGGGGGUUCAGAUGCCAGCCACAUCACUUAAUAAUGGUGUGUGACCUUGGAUAAGGCAUUCAACCUCUCUAAGCUUCUGUUUCCUCAGCUGUAAUCUGUACCUACCUCAUUGAGCUACAGUUGGAUGAUUAAACGAGAAGAGAUAAUCUGUGUAAGCCAUCUGACUCAGUGAGGGCUCAAUAGAUACUACAAUUAUUCCUGUUGUUAUUGUUUAUUUAUUUUGUAAAUACAUAUUGGAUGCAUAUUCUGUGCCAUGCCCUUUACCUAUGUUAUCAGUGAAUCCUCAGAAAGGCUUGGUGAGGAAGUUCAUGUCUCUUUCACAGAUUGGGAAAUAGAGGCAGAUGAAGCACCUUGCUACAUGGAUGAAUAGAAGAGCCUCAGUUCUAAUCUAGGUUAGUGUGGUGGGCACCAAAAUGUGUUUUCUUUUCAACACACUUUAAAUUAAAAUUCGCAUAACAUAAAAUUCACCAUUUUAACCAUUUAAAAUGUACAAUUCAAUGCUUUUUAAUUGGGUUUUUGUCCUUUUUUUUUGAGGUGUAAGAGUUUUUUAAAAAUAUAUUCUGAAUAUUAACUAGUAUUCUCAGGUAUGGAAUUCGCCAGUAUUUUCUUUCAUUUUAUGGGCUGUCCUUUCACUUUCUUGAUAAUGGACUUUGAUACACAAAAGUUUUUAAUUUUGAUGACGUCCACAGUAUUUAUUUUCUUCUUUUGUUACUUGUGCUUUUGGUGUCAUAUUUAAGAUACUGUUGCCUAAUUGAAGGCCCCAAAGUUUACACCUGUGUUUCCUUCUAAGAGUUUCAUAGUUUUAGCUCUUACAUAUAGGCCUUCGAUCCAUUUUGAGUCAAUUUUUGUAUAUGGUUUGAGGGGGGAAUGCAAAUUCAUUCUUUUGUAUUUGAAUACCCAGUUAUCCCAACACUAUUUGUUGAAAGACUGUUUUUCCCUGUUGAAUGGUCUUGGUAAUCUUGUUGAAAAUCAAUUGACCAUAGAUGUAUGAGUGUAUUUCUGGACUCUCAGUUCUACUCCAUCGAUCUAUAUAUCUAUCUUUAUGUCAGUACCACACUAUUUUGAUUACUGUAGCUUUACAGUAAGAUUUGAAAUCAAGAAGUGUGAGUCCUCCAGUUUUGUUUUGACUAUUCAAGUCCCCUUGAAAUUUCAUAUGAGUUUCAGAAUCAUCUUAUCCAUUUCUGCAGAAAAGGCAGCUCAUAUUUUUAUAGGAGUUGUACUGAAUCUGUAGAUCAAUUUGGGGAGUGUUGCCACCUUACAAAUAAUAAGUCUUCCAAACCAUGAAUUCGGGAUAUCUUUCCAUUUAUUUAGCUGUUUAAUUUCGUUCAGCAAAGUUUUGUACUUCUCAGUGUACAAGACUUUCACUUUAUUAGGUUGAACAGUUCUAUUCCUAGUUUGCUGCAUAUUUUUAUCAGAAAAGGGUGUUGGAUAUACUCUGCAAAGUCUUUUGUAUUUGACUGUGUUUGACUUGGUUUUUACAACUAAAAAUCAGCAAAGUCCUUUGUAUUUGAUGGUAUAAUUAUGCAAGACCAAGUCAUAAUAAUUUUCAUUAUUCAUAAUUCAAACCCCAUUAUUUAUAAUAGGUUUUACUAAUUCAGAUUUUCUUGACACAUUUUUAAGAAAGAUACAAAUAUAUGGUAGAGUGUCUUUAACCAUGUGACCUUGAGCAGUUUCUACUUCUGUGGGUCUCAGUUUCCUCAACUGUAAAAUAGAGGUUGGUAUAAUGGUACUUAUUUCAUGGGGCUUUGGUGGGUGGAGAUGAGAUGGAAUUUUGUAUGCAAGGUAUUUGGUAAACAAAUCAAAACUGUAUGCUUCUAUUGCUGCUCUUACCAGAGAUAUUUUAAGAUUGCAAUAUAACAUGUUUAUUUAAGUACAUAAGGUAUGCAAAGGGCACUGAUCUUAAGUAUAAAAAUAUAAAUUUGUACCUGCCCAUGUGAACACCACUGGAUCUUGAUAUAGAACCUGUCAGCACCCCGCAAAGGUCAUCCUGCCUGGUCUGUACUACCCUAGGAGGUGACUGCUGUUCUGACUCCUAUUACUGUGGAUCAGAAAUUAGUUUUGCCUGUUUUCAAACUUUGUAUAGAUGGAAUCAUACAGGCGUUUGUGUCUGAUUUUUCUUUCACUCAACAUGAUAUCUGUAAGUCAUCCAAGUUGUUGCAAGUAAUGGAAGCUCAUUCUUUUCACAUUGUUUUUAAUGAGGUAAUACCAGUGGGUCACAGUUUGAAAAGCCCAAGAGUCCAGAAAAAUGAAGGCCAGGAAAGCCCAGAGCUCUCCAGUAUUGAGCCAAUACACCCUGUGAAUCUCUACCAAGACAGUUGAAUCCUUAGCCAGGAUGACAGCUUCCUUGCCCAUGCAUCACCACCUCCCAUUCCAUACGCUAGGUUGACAUCAAUAAUUGAUCUCAGCAGAGCACAUUUUUACAGAGUCCUGAUGCAACCUCAGAAUUCUUCUCAACCCAGUAAUCCAAGGUCCACACCAAUUGAUUGGGAGGUACUCAGGAUUAAAUAUGAAUCUUCUGCUAUCAUAUCCCCAAGAUGUUUUACUGGGCUCCCAGAGUUAUGACAUGAGGGGCUCUACUAUCAUCCACUGUUUCCCCCCUAGCAAUAGGAGACUGCUGAUGGUGACGUCUACAUCAUCUGCCUGUUCAUAUAUUCUUUGGGUCAUAGAUCAACCCCAGCAGGUGUUUUGCUACCUGUGUGCCUGGUUGCAGCAUGACUUAGAUGAGAGGGUAGGGGCAUAUUGCUUAGAUAUGGAGAGGUUGCUGUACCACAUGAGAUGGCUUGAUUUAAGCCUCCUUGUUUUUAUUAUUUAUUUAUUUUGUUAUUAAAAUUUUUAAAAAUUUUUAGGGAGAAGGUAAUUAAGCUUAAUUAUUAAUUUUAUUUUUAGAGGAUGUACUGGGAAUUGAACCCAGGACCUUGUGUAUGCUAAGCAUGUGCUCUACCAUUGAGCUAUACCAUCUUUGUUUUUUUAUUUUGAUAAAACAUAUCAGUGUCUCAAUUAUAAAACAAAUACAAGUGUGACUUAUGUUUCACAAUGUAUGCUGCUGUGAAUUCUUGGAAAGAUUUCUUCCAACCUGGAAAGUUGUGUGAAAUGAACUCGCAUCCUCUGGAAAUGGUUACGUGUAUGUGCAGGCUGGGGUUGUGGCAGAUUACAACAAGAACUGAAGCAUGUGUUUGUCUACAUGUCUACAUAAUAGUCUGGGGAGGAGACAAGACUAAUGUAUGUGAAAUAAUAAAGGAAAAGUUCUGUAAA